This is a messenger RNA of Letharia columbiana, 1281 nucleotides long. RefSeq lists its product as uncharacterized. NCBI's taxonomy places the organism in Eukaryota, Fungi, Ascomycota, Lecanoromycetes, Lecanorales, Parmeliaceae. The coding region runs from base 1 to 1281 and encodes 426 amino acids. The transcript has 4 exons. The record is from RefSeq and is a predicted model, not a curated record.
AUGUUCCCCAAAUCCGCCCUUGCGGUGGUCGUGCUUGCUGGCUCAGCAGCUGCCAAAACAUGCAUCAACAUGACCGUCCCGGUCACAAUCUCUGCCCGCACCGCUGUCUUCAAUAUCACCGUGCCACAGACCAACCUCGAUGCCACUACUUUCGCCCAAAACCAAACCCAGCAGGGCAGAAACUUCACUGAAACCGUACUUUCGGGCUACGCGACAACGGCAGGCACCUACGACAUCAGCACCCAGUUCUGUAUGCCUAGCAGCAUGAAUGCGACUAUGACCAAGCCAACCGUUCAGAUCCUCACCCACGGAAUCGGCUUUGACAAGACAUAUUGGGAUCUCUCUUACGACAACUUCAACUACAGCUACGUCGAUGUUGCUACCGACGUAUACAAGUACUGCACACUCUCCUACGACCGCUUGGGCAUCGGCAACUCCUCCCACGGCGAGCCUGUGGAUGAGAUCCAAGCGUCUUUAGAAAUGGCAGCCUUGUUUGAACUGACAAUGAUGUUGCGCAAUGGUACAUUCCCAGGCGUCAAACAGACAUUCGGCAAAGUCACACACGUUGGUCACUCCUUCGGCUCUGCCCAGACUUAUGCCCUUGUCAAUAUGUACCCCACCAUCUCCGACGGCAUCGUCCUGACCGGCUUCUCGAUGAACGCUUCCUUCGUCAGCUACUUUGAGGCCGGGUCCAACUUUGAGCAAGCGUACCUCAACCAGCCAUUCCGCCUCGGCAAUGUCUCUUCAUCUGCUGUGGAGUCUGUCCUCAACACCAAUAUUUCGUCAUCUACUGUUGAGUCUGUUCUCAAAAUGUAUAGCUUGACGGACUACGUUGUGGGACUAAAUUCCUCUUCACCAAGUCUGAACUACCCUGCGGGCUACUUGACAAACGCGAACAUUGGCGCCAACCAGUAUCUCUUCUUCCUGCCUGGCUUCUUUGAUCCUGGUCUCUUGCUCGUGGCCGAGAACACGAAGCAGCCUGUCACUGUCGGCGAGCUGUUGACAUUGGGUAGUCCGCCGAUGAUGAACGCCUUCGCUGGGCCAGUGCUGAUUGUUACCGGGUCGAACGACCUGCCAUACUGCGGAGGCAACUGUUUUGCCACCGGCAAUGCAUCUCUUCCCUCGAUCCCAGCAGCAGCGGCCAUGAACUUCCCCAUGGUGCCAUCCGGUGAUUUCACAGCGUACAUCCAGCCCAACUCGGGCCACGGCAUAAACUUGCACUACAACGCCACCGGCGCGUAUGACGUGAUCCAGACGUUCUUGCAAUCGAAGGGCUUGUGA